Molecule: messenger RNA, 510 nt
Organism: Osmia bicornis bicornis
Lineage: Eukaryota; Metazoa; Arthropoda; Insecta; Hymenoptera; Megachilidae
Product: histone H2A-like
Exons: 1
Coding region: 70-444 (124 amino acids)
Cellular component (GO): nucleosome
Molecular function (GO): protein heterodimerization activity; structural constituent of chromatin; DNA binding
Source: RefSeq, a predicted model, not a curated record
UCUAAUGUACACUAUUAAGUGAAAUCGUGUAAGGUUCGUUUCGCUUGUUUAAAAAGAUACUAAGAAAAAAUGUCUGGUCGUGGCAAAGGUGGAAAAACUAAGGGAAAGGCAAAGUCUCGUUCUAAUCGUGCUGGACUGCAAUUUCCUGUUGGUCGUAUUCAUAGACUUCUUCGGAAAGGAAAUUUCGCAGAACGUGUUGGUGCCGGAGCUCCAGUAUAUCUUGCUGCUGUAAUGGAAUAUUUGGCAGCUGAAGUAUUGGAAUUAGCUGGUAACGCUGCUCGUGAUAAUAAAAAGACCAGGAUUAUUCCUCGUCAUCUUCAACUGGCCAUUCGUAAUGACGAAGAAUUGAAUAAAUUACUUUCUGGCGUUACUAUUGCUCAAGGUGGUGUAUUACCAAACAUUCAGGCAGUGUUGUUGCCAAAGAAAUCAGACAAGAAAGCAUAAUUAUAUAAAGAAUCCACAAUAGAACUGGCCCUUUUCAGGGCCACAGAAUAAAUCAAUACAAAGGAA